Molecule: messenger RNA, 1205 nt
Organism: Cetraspora pellucida
Lineage: Eukaryota; Fungi; Glomeromycota; Glomeromycetes; Diversisporales; Gigasporaceae
Source: the annotation of a GenBank genome assembly
GUACCGACUUUAGACCAUCUGGAAACAAAAAACGCCCACGUCCUCCUAUCAGUAAAACCAAACCGUGUGGAUCGAAUUGCUAUCUUAACUUGAAGGAAGACAAUCAAGAUUCAUAUAUGACGGACAGUUGGGAUGAUGUUGAAAUUGCGCUAUUUGAAAAGGCCGGAUAUCUUAUGGGGAUUAAGAAUUACUGCAGUGUAGCAACAAUAGUAAUGACUAAAACUUGUGAACAGAUUUAUCGUAGAUCUCAAUCACUCGGAGAGAUUGACAAAGAUGAUGAUCAUAUCGAAAUUGGUUCAUCGUCAGAUGAUGCACGAAAAAAGGGAAAGAAAAUGGCAAAAAUGGAAAUUGACGCAGAAAAUCACUCAGAAUAUCACCCAUGUGAUCACCCUGGAAGACCUUGCGAUACGGCAUGUCCUUGUAGACAAGGCAACGUACCUUGUGAAAAGUACUGUCAUUGUGAGCUAGAUUGUAAGCAUUGCGGACUAGAGGUGCCUAUUUUUAGAACUAUACGGAAUUAUUAUUUAUCAUUUAAAAUUCCUAUUUUUGCGAAUUGGUUCAAACAUAAACCUUAUUUUAAGGUCCACGAAGGUUUCCAGGAUGCAACUGUUCAGGUUCUGGAAAGUCGUGCAGUAACAGAACAUGCGUCUGUUUUGCCAAUUAUCGUGAAUGUGAUCCAGAUUUAUGUGGAUGUACGGCCUCAGCCGACUACUGCACAAUUUAUGGGUAGACAUGCGUGUAAGAAUGUAGCUAUACAAAGAGCUUUGACAAAGCGUACAAUUGUUGGAAAGUCAACCGUUGCUGGCUGGGGUCUUUUUGUAAGAGAGCAAGUCAAGAAAAAUGAGUAUUUGGGAGAGUACAUUGGUGAAGUGAUUUCACAAGCUGAGGCAGAUAGACGUGGAAAAAUAUAUGAUAAAAGAGGCACUAGCUUUUUAUUCAAUUUGAAUAAAGAUUUUGUUGUAGACGCAACACGAAAGGGCAAUAAAUUUAGGUUUAUUAAUCAUUCCAAUGAUCCAAACGCAUUUUGUCGCGUUACGUUAGUAAAUGGCGAACAUCGUAUAGGAAUCUAUGCGAUGAGCGAUCUCGAACCUGGUCAAGAAUUAUUUUUCGAUUACAGAUAUGAUGGUGAAGCGUUGAAGUUUGUUCCUCUUGAACGCGAACGUCCGCCGAGUCCGGCAAAAUCGAGUCCAGCAAAUGGAAAGUAG